CCGGCGCGCGGGGCCGAUGCUGUGAGCGGCGCGGACCCCGACCCCGACCCAGACCCCGACCCCCCGCCCGCAGCCCCCACCCCGCGGCCGGCCGCGCCAUGUGAAGGGCGGGCGGCGCCCGGAGCGCGUGAAGAUGGGGGAUGCGGCGGACCCCCGGGACGGGAGGAGGACCUUCAUUGUUCCGGCCAUCAAGCCCUUCGACCACUACGACUUCUCCAGGGCCAAAAUCGCCUGCAAUCUGGCCUGGCUGGUGGCCAAGGCCUUCGGGACAGAAAACGUGCCGGAGGAGCUUCGAGAGCCGUUCUACACGGACCAGUACGACCAGGAGCACGUCAAGCCGCCGGUGGUGAGCCUGCUCCUGUCGGCCGAGCUGUACUGCCGCGCCGGCAGCCUCAUCCUCAGGAGCGACGCCGCAAAACCACUUUUGGGCCACGAUGCCGUCAUCCAGGCGUUAGCACAGAAAGGUCUCUACGUCACUGACCAGGAGAAACUGGUAACAGAACGAGACCUCCACAAGAAGCCCAUACAGAUGAGCGCCCACUUGGCCAUGAUGGACACCUUGAUGAUGGCGUACACGGUGGAGAUGGUCAGCGUGGAGAAGGUGGCCGCGUGUGCCCAGCAGUACUCGGCUUUCUUCCAAGCCACAGACCUGCCCUACGACAUCGAGGACGCCGUCACGUACUGGAUAAAUAAGGUAAAUGAACAUCUGAAAGACAUAAUGGAACAAGAACAGAAAUUGAAAGACCAGCACACAGUGGAAGCUCCAGGAGGUCAAAAGGCUCGUUACAGGAAAGAGCAAACAUCGCUCAAGCAGCUGCCUUGCGUUCCGUUGGUAGAAAACUUGUUGAAAGAUGGUUCAGAUGGCUGUGCGUUAGCUGCGCUGAUUCACUUUUACUGCCCUGGCGUCGUCAGGCUAGAAGAUAUUUGCUUGAAGGAAGCCAUGUCUUUGGCUGACAGCCUGUACAACCUGCAGCUGAUUCAAGAAUUUUGCCAAGAGCAUUUGAACCAGUGCUGCCAUUUCACCCUGGAGGACAUGCUCUACGCUGCUUCCUCCAUAAAGAGUAACUACCUGGUGUUCAUGGCGGAGCUGUUCUGGUGGUUCGAGGUGGUGAAGCCCUCCUUCGUCCAGCCCCGCGUCGUCCACGCACAAGGAGCUGAACCCGUGGAUGACCUGACGUCAGUUCCUGCCUUAAAUGCUGCCCAGGGGGACGCCCUGGACAGCUCCGGCUUCACCCCCAGUGGGGAAGGAGCCGCAUUUACACACGCCCGUCCUCAUUUGCCUUCUAGACACUCACAUCCCCAAGCUCAUUCUUCAGCCUCAGGAGGAAUAAGAAGGUCUUCAUCUAUGUCCUAUGUUGAUGGCUUCAUAGGGACAUGGCCCAAGGAGAAAAGAUCAUCAGUGCAUGGCGUUUCAUUUGAUAUUUCUUUUGAUAAAGAAAACAGUGUACAGAGAUCUGCUCCCAGCCGAGGAAUCGCUCGUUCUCUUAGUAACGAAGGACUCACCCUGAACAGCAGUCACGUAUCCAAGAACAUUAGGAAGAACCUGUCCUUCAAGCCAGUGAACGGGGAGGAGGAAGCAGGAAGCAUCGAAGAAGAGCUUCACGUGGGCUCUCAUGGGGACCUGGCAGCCUGUGUGCCCCUGGGCACGGACCAGCUGGGGUCUGGCGAGCGCAUGCACCACGGGCUUCCGCGCGGAGCUCUGCAGGGCAGAGUGCUGCUGGACGAGCUGGGCGGUCAGGUCGGGACCCCGAGCAUCGAGGAGGCCCUGCAGAUAAUCCACGACGCCGAGACGCCAGCCCGCUCCCCGCGGCCCGACCUGCUCGCCAACGGCUUCUUCCUACACAGCCAGGAGGUGGGCAUCCCGCGUGGCCAGUUCAGCCCCGAGGAUGUGGGCGACACGAAGGGUGCCCUGAGCCCCGUGACCGACAACACGGAGGUGGACACGGGGAUCCACGUCCCUUCCGAAGACAUCCCGGAGACAAUGGACGAGGACUCCUCGCUGAGAGACUACACCGUAAGCUUGGACUCUGACAUGGAUGACGCGCCCAGGUUCCUCCAGGACUACGACACAGGGAGCAGCAACGCCCGAGAGGCCUCGAGCCCUUGUCCCAGCACCGUCAGCACCAAGUCCCAGCCCGGCAGCAGCGCCUCCUCCAGCUCCGGGGUGAAAAUGACCAGCUUUGCCGAGCAGAAAUUCAGGAAGCUGAACCCCACCGACGGCAGGAGCAGCGGCAGCAGCUCUCAGAAGACCACGCCCGAGGGCUCGGAGCUCAACAUCCCUCGUGUGGUGGCCUGGGCGCAGGUCCCUGAGGACACGGGCCUGCCGCACAGCCGCGACACCACGCAGCUGCUGGCUUCCGAGGUAGUGCAUCUCAGGAUGAAGCUGGAGGAGAAGCGGCGGGCGAUCGAGGCCCAGAAGAAGAAGGUGGAGGCCGCGUUCACCAGGCAGAGACAGAAGAUGGGGCGGACAGCGUUCCUCACUGUGGUGAAGAAGAAGGGUGACGGCAUCGCGCCGCUGCGGGAGGAGGCGGCCGGCGCGGAGGACGAGAGCGUGUACUCGGAGCGGCCACGAGACAAGGAGCCACAGAAGGCGAACGGGCCGCGGAGCAAGUCCCCAGCCGACACCAAGGAGGGCACCGAGAGCCCCGCAGGCAGGUGGCCGCCGUCACCGCGGGCCCCCGGGGACCCUGCAGAGGAGCCACCACAGGAUGGCGAGCUGCUGGAGCACACGCGCUCCAUCGAGAGGCUCAACGCCUCCUUGCACGUGCUGCAGCGGGAGAUGCAGCGGCUGGCGCUGCAGCAGGAGGCGCUGAUGCAGAUGCGCGAGCAGCAGGCCUGGGUCAUCUCCCCGCCCCCACCCUCUCCGCACCGAGCGCCCCGGGACACCAAACCCCCCCGGCCGGCCGCUGACGCCCCUCGCCCUGCCCACCCGUCUCCACAGGCCGCUCCCCGGAAGAGCGCCUCUUCCUCUGUCAGGAACCAGAGGACUCCCAGGCCUAAUGAACUGAAGAUCACGCCUCUGCAUCGGACGCUGACGCCCCCUCGGUCGGUGGACAGCCUCCCCCGGCUCCGGAGGUUCUCCCCUAGUCAGGUCCCCAUUCAGACCCGGUCAUUCGUGUGUUUGGGGGACGACGGGGAGCCCCAGGAGAAGGAGUCCAGAUGCAAGGAGGGGGCCAAGGAGGAAGAGGAGGAGGAGGGGUCCAUGGGGCCCCGGGAGCAGCGUGGACAUGUCCCAGAGGACAAGGAGGCCCAGGUCCUGCCCUCGGCGGCUUCGGAGGGCCUGGCCCAGCCCGCCCCGGAGGCUGCAAGUCCCGACACGAGCGAGAGCCGCAUGCACCAGCCUGCAGAAGCUCCUUCCAAACCCGCCCUCCCACCCUCUGCUCCUAAAAGUGUCAACCUGAUCGAAGUCUCCCUCUCAGAUUUGAAAGCCCCUGAAAAGGCUGACGCAGCUGUUGAGAAGUACGGCGGGGAAAGCGACAGAGAGCAGCUAGAUGAAGAGCAGAAAGUGUGCUGUGGGUUCUUUUUCAAGGAUGAUCAGAAAGCAGAGAAUGACAUGGCGAUGAAGCGGGCAGCUCUGCUGGAGAAGCGACUGCGAAGGGAGAAGGAGACACAGCUGCGGAGGCAGCAGCUGGAAGCCGAGAUGGAGCACAAGAAGGAGGAGACCAGGCGUAAAACCGAGGAGGAGCGUCAGAAGAAGGAAGACGAGCGAGCCCGCCGGGAGUUCAUCCGGCAGGAGUACAUGCGGCGCAAGCAGCUGAAGCUCAUGGAGGACAUGGACACGGUCCUCAAGCCCCGACCGCAGGCGGCGAAGCAGAAGAAGCAGCGGCCCAAGUCGAUCCACAGAGACCACGUCGAGUCCCCCAAAACACCCGUGAAAGGUCCUCCAGUCUCUAGCCUUUCUUUGGCAUCACUGAACACAGGCGACAACGAGAGUGUGCAUUCAGGCAAGAGGACCCCGAGAUCGGAGUCUGUAGAAGGCUUCUUAUCUCCAAGCCGGUGUGGCAGUCGAAAUGGCGAAAAGGACUGGGAGAACGCAUCGACCACGUCCUCUGUGGCUUCCGGAACAGAGUACACAGGACCAAAGCUCUUCAAAGAACCCAGUGCAAAAUCCAAUAAGCACAUAAUACAGAAUGCUUUAGCUCAUUGCUGUUUGGCUGGAAAAGUAAAUGAAGGUCAGAAGAAAAAAAUACUGGAGGAAAUGGAGAAGUCAGAUGCCAACAACUUCCUGAUCUUGUUCCGGGAUUCAGGCUGCCAGUUCAGGUCUUUGUAUACUUACUGCCCGGAGACUGAAGAGAUUAGUAAGCUGACUGGGAUAGGCCCUAAAUCCAUCACUAAAAAGAUGAUCGAGGGCCUCUACAAAUAUAACUCUGACAGGAAGCAGUUUAGCCACAUCCCCGCCAAAACUUUAUCUGCCAGUGUUGAUGCAAUUACCAUCCACAGCCACUUGUGGCAGACCAAGAGACCAGUGACGCCCAAGAAGCUUUUACCCACAAAAGCAUAGGGACCAGGAAAUACUUGCUUCAGAACAUUCAUGGUAAAUUUGCACUUCAUCGUUCCUGCCUAUAGAAAACCUUUCUAAUUGCCGACAGACUUUUACUCAUUGAAACUGGACAUUCGGCUCUGUUGUCAUGACAACUGGAAACAGACCGCAGCGUUUGGAGCACAGGGGACUCACCUGGGUGACAGGCAGGCGGUGACGCCGUCGGCUCACAGGUGGAGGUCGCCUGCUUGGUGUCCCACACGCGGAAGCACUGAGUUCUCAUGGACACUAGUGGAAACACGGCUAAGAUUACCAAGUGCGUGUUUUGUUUGUUGCUUUUUUUUUUUUAAACUUUUUAACGUACGUGCCUGUCUUCAGAUGGUUUACUUUGCUGUUUUCCUUUCCUGGGUUUGUAUUGUUUCACAGGUAGAUCAUGGAAGUAGGAAACAGGCCUUCAGAGGUAACUCGCGCCUUUCUUACGAUGCUGAGAGAAACACUAGUGUUUAGUUUUACAGUAACUCUCAUGUUUUAAUGGUGUUAGAGCAUUUGCAAGAAAUAUUCUAAGUAUUUACAAUUCUGUAUUUAUUAUUCACUCAAGUAUUAACGUUUCUCUAUUAAAUAAGAGGAGGAGUUGUAAAGAGCUGCUAUAGGUGCACUUAAACCACAUGAGCUUAACCAAGAUGUUGUAAGAAGUUGCUGAUUAAAUCAGUGCUGUUUUUACACCACUUCUGGCCAACUCAGAAUAAUUUAGAUUGUUCUUUUAACAAAAGGCUUUCUGUCUCUUAAAGUAUGUCACUUUAUAAGCUGGCAGAAGUGAAUGACACUUUGAGAUGGUCUCUGAACCUGAAGAUGGAAGACUUCCUGCCACGAGUUCUCAAGAGGUCUUUACAUUUUAUUUAUAGCUGGCAUAAAAUUAUAUUUAGAAUUUUUAAACAUGUACAAAGGGCUACAUUUUAAGUUUAAAAUAGCUUCACAUUCUUUUACUUAUAUUGAGUUUUUCUCCUUUUUUAUCCUUUUCAAGUGGGACUGCUUAGAUGAAGUACACACUUGAAAUCUUCUCUAUGUGGUCUGGGUUCCUUUAACAGUGUAUACCAGAGGGUUAGUUGGGGAAAAACUUCAUUCUCAGGAAAAGACUUGAACGAUCCUGUGACCCUGUUAUGUUUCAGUGUUGUGACAACUGUGUAAACGUGGAGGGAAAGGCAGUAUUGUAGCAUUCGUGAGGCGCGUGGUCUGUUCUCUUUCAUGGCACGGAGACACUGAGGUGUGUACAUCUCUCGGAUGGCGCUGUUUAGAGGAGUAACUGCUGUCUCCUGUGAUGUAUGUACUCAUUUCUAACAAGAGGAGGAGCGCGGCGCCCGGAGCUGUGCUUCCUGUGACUGCAAGGCCUUCAGGUGUCAGCGCGUCUGGGCUACCAGCGUCCUCUCAAAUGCUGUCAUGUCAAUAUUUUACUGUAACUUAUGUUCUUAUAUUUAUGUAUAUUUGUUAAAAUUGUAAAAAAAGUUUCACAGAUUUUUUUCCAAUACCUGUGCAAGAUACAUGUGUAGCUCAGAACUAUUUGUGAUCUACUGUUUGCAUGUAAGAGACCAGGAUAUAUGUAACUCUUAUAUUUUCAGUGUAUACAUAUUGUGUAUAUAAUAUAUGAAGAUUUAAACUGGGGGAUUGCACAUCUUACCAUUCUAUCACGAUUAGAAGGAAAUGAUUGUCAACUACAUGUUUAGAUUGACUAGUUUAAAAAAAUAGUAAGUGGAUCUAAUCAAAAUGUGGUAAAUAAUAGAAGGAGAAUUAAUAACAUUCUACAUGAUGAAAUUUGUUCUUUUCAAUCAGUUAAAUUUCCCUUAUCAAAGCAAUCUUCUUGGUGAUACUACUUGGCCAUUAAAUUUUUUUUAAUUGGCUGCAAGACAAUGGAGGAACUAUGUAAAACCAGACAGGACCAUGCUUUACUCUCUCUCAAAUCUGUGUGUGUCCAGUAACGUCCACAGUGUCUGGAAGCAGAAGGUGAAUAUCGCCGUGAAAGGUCCUUGCUCUCAGUGGGGCGUUUUAUUUUAUUCAUGCAGAAGGAAUAUGGAUAUAUUUAAGUCUGCAGAUUUUUUUAAAUUAUGUUUUUAAAGUUAUGCAAAUGAAAAGUAUGCUAUUUCCUAAAGUCUGGAGAUAUCCAUCAACCUUAUGGAGACACACGGGUGCUUCUCGCCAUCGCAGGCCACGUUAUUAGGGUAAUCGUUCAGUUAAGUUUGCCAAACACGUGUCAUGGUUGCCAGUGCGGCCUGUCAGGUCCUGCCAUUUGACACGGCUCUGGAAAGCUUUUCAUUCCUCUCGGCUUUUCAAUUUUGUUUUAGAAUGACUGUCACAUUUUUUAUUUGGCUGUUUUUUAAGCCAAAUUCAGCUUUUUAACUGUAGUUUCACGGCCACUUUGGGCGACGCACAGCGUCCGCGGUGCCUGCUGUCCACUCGAGCGUCGCUUGCAGGUUUUCUACGAUGCUGUGCUGUAAGAUACUGUCAUAUUUGCUACUUCCUGGUACCGUGUAGUUUUUCCCCUUUCAUUUGAAUAAAAGCAUGGCACCAAAUGUCUUUUCUGUUUCUUGAAGAAAAUAUGGGCUUUUUGGUAACAUUUGAACUUGGGCAAACUCAUCACAUAGUGUUUCCUGUCUCUUAACCUCUGUUUACACUGAACAAUUUACACAUUGAAAUGUAUUUGUAAUCAUAAGAAAAAUAAAUUGAACCAUUCAGGUACUCACAA
This is a messenger RNA of Hippopotamus amphibius kiboko, 7214 nucleotides long. It is a transcript of the gene CAMSAP2, whose product is annotated as calmodulin regulated spectrin associated protein family member 2. Gene Ontology annotation, molecular function: microtubule minus-end binding; calmodulin binding; spectrin binding. Gene Ontology annotation, cellular component: microtubule minus-end. Gene Ontology annotation, biological process: cytoplasmic microtubule organization; negative regulation of microtubule depolymerization; neuron projection development. Bases 134 to 4501 code for a protein of 1455 amino acids. The transcript is spliced from 17 exons. The record is from RefSeq and is a predicted model, not a curated record. Lineage: Eukaryota; Metazoa; Chordata; Mammalia; Artiodactyla; Hippopotamidae.